CUCUGCCAUAAAAGCUCCUCGCCUUCUCUGCCACGAUGGCCAGCUUCUCGGCGCAGCGCAUCGUCUUGACUGCAGCUCUGCACCCAGCCCAUGAGGAGGAGGGAGAGCUUGAAAGAGACAGAGUGAGAGAGAGUGAGAGAGAGAGGCGAGUGUUGUAUGUGUUUUUCUAUUCCUCACGAACUAGUUAUUGCACUCGGUUGAGUGUACUUGGCCUAAAACUUGACUGAAUUGUCGCUGGUUUCGAGACCAUGCAUUACUCUCGCGGUAUCCGAAGCUGAGGAUGAUUCUGGUUACUCUGCAUGUAUGUGUGUGUGUGCGUUCGGGUGUGAGAGGGGUGAGUUAUAAGUGUCAACAAACUUCAAUUCGGAAGUUGGCACUGCAGGUUCAUUUUCGACUGUGGUGGAAUAGAAUUUGUAAAUAGCCAGGGACUUCUCGAUAGCUGGACGAUGUGAUAGGUGUUGAUGCGAUAUAACGGUGUGAUCGAACUUCGCAUCGUUAAUUGGCCACAAGUGCCCUUGAUCACUGUGAUAGUUCCCGAACUGUAAAGCACUACUUUCUGUAAAACCAGUUGGAUUGAUACGUGCCCAGUGAAUGCAGUUGGUCUUUGCAGCGCAUGCAAUGCGUUGAGUGGGAAUUCCAUUAACAGCCACUUCUUCUUCUUCUUCUUCUUCUUCGAUCUUCUUGGAUCUUCUUCAUCAUCAUCUUCUAUUACUCCUCUCGGCUGGGGAUUCUUGUAUAUUCCAUGGCCGUUUGUUCACAGGACAAUCACACACUAGAUCGUAUGAAAAAUCCGUCCUUGAAAUUGUCAAUUCUGCACGCAGCACAAAUGAAUCAGUCAUGCUAAAAGGCUGGUCCCUUGUCAAUUACUAAGCUCGAAUCUCGGCCAUCGACCAAGAGUUUCAGGUGACCAACUCCUUGGGUGCAGUCACUGGAGGCAAUGGCGUUCUCCGGGGCAGAUGCAGAUGAAGUUGCGGUAACCACCGCAGAGCAGCCACCUUUUUUCCGGGUCGCAUCCUCAACCGAGACGGCUCACGAUCAGGAAGCUGCCCGCAGUAGCGACAUAAUACCCCUCUCCAAAGAAACAUUUCACCGCGUGGGCGAAGACACUUGGUACGAAGUGGGAUUCCACAUCAUUGCUGCGCUAAACACAGCGUUCAUCCUUGGUUACCCGGCGCUGAUUAUGGGAAUUCUGGGCUGGAUUGCUGGACCCAUCUGUCUAGUCGGAGGCGCUGUGAUCUCAUUCUACAACAACUAUCUGUUAGGUGGCCUGCACGAGACUGGCGGCAAGCGCCAUGUCCGAUACCGAGAUCUCGCAGGCUACAUCUAUGGGCCCACCAUGUACAAACUUACAUGGGUAGCGCAGUUUUUGUGUCUCAUCGUCAUCAACAUCGGAACGAUCAUUCUGGCCGGGCUAUCUCUGAAGAGCAUGGCCAGAGCAUUCUCAGACGGCUCGGAAAUAGUGAAGCUGCCAGGUUGGAUUGCAGUCACAGGCGCUGUGGUUUGCAUUUUCGCGCUGAUGGUCCCAACCUUGCACGCGCUGCGGUUCUUUUCCACCUGCUCCUUGCUCUUGAGCAGCAUCUACACGUUCAUAGCCAUUGUCGUCGCCUUUAAGGAUGGAUUGAAGGCUGAAGGUCCUCGAGACUACUCUCUGAGGGGGAACGUCACUGACAGGACUUUCAACGCAAUCGGGGCGCUGGCAACUAUCGCCUUCGCAUUCAACACUGGAAUCCUUCCGGAGAUGCAGGCAACAGUGCGGCAGCCAACAACGAGGAACAUACGAAAAGCUUUGGGAUUGCAGUUCACUGUGGGCACUUUCCCAAUCCUUGUGCUCACUUUUGUUGGGUACUGGGCUUAUGGCAACACAGUCUCGGUGUACAUGUUCAGCUCCGUGUCCAGGCCCAGAUCCACUGCAGUCACUGUCGCGAAUGCAGUCGCUUUCCUUCAAGCUAUAAUAAGUCUUCAUGUUUAUGCCAGUCCAAUCUAUGAGUUCAUGGACACGCAGUUUGCAAGGAAGGGGGAUCAUGAGUGGUCGCGUCACAGCGUGCUUGUGCGCUUCUUCACUCGCACCGCAUACAUUGGAAUAAGCACUUUCUUGGGGGCCUUGCUGCCCCUUUUUGGCGACUUCAUCGCUCUUACUGGAGCACUCGUGGCGUUCCCUCUUGAAUGGGGCUUGAUACACCACAUGUAUUUGAAGGUUAAGGGCAAAGAAUUCGGGAAGGGCCGACUAUUAUGGCAUUGGAGCAUGAUUGUGAUUGCAGUCGUCCUGACCUUCACAACCGCCACAGCUGGUUUGAGAUUCAUCAUCUCCGACUCAAUUCUUUAUCAUGAAUUUGCCGACUUGUGAAACACGUUACGGUUAUUUCGAGCACUUAUAGGUUUAUUCUAAUGUCAUUAAUGCUUAACAUAUAACCCUUACUUAGGGUAACAAGUUGGGAGCACCCAAUUGGUUUGAACCAUCAAGGUUCAACCCUUACAGAUCAAAACAUUUGUAACCAGAGUGUUAACAAUUCCUGUAUAAAUAAAGUGGUCGUACAUUGUACAA
Messenger RNA from Physcomitrium patens, 2542 nucleotides. Its product is annotated as proline transporter 2. Lineage: Eukaryota; Viridiplantae; Streptophyta; Bryopsida; Funariales; Funariaceae. The record is from RefSeq and is a predicted model, not a curated record.